UGCGUUGAAAAUGCAGUCAAUAAAGGCUUUCAAUAAAUGUUUGCUUUGUUUUCAAUCCAAUAAUUAUCUAUUAAUCCAUAAAAUUCAAGUGAAUAUGACUGCAAACACAGCUCACAAACGGUGUCUAAACUCAUGGCUAUUUGACACUCAACUCAAGCCAUUCACCAGUUGUGGUGAAUAUGAACGAUAUGACAGUAAAGUAUCACCAAAUGGUUUGGCCAUCAGAUGCCUGUCGACAAAGGAAUCUGCGAAAACAGAUCCAAAGACACCGCAAACAAACCCAUUGACAGAGGAGUCCAUCUCAGACGAGAGGAAGGGAUCGGAUGUGAAGAUCGCCGGAAUCGUUGGCAUUCAUCAGUGGGACAUGAAGAAGAGGGUCCGCGUGAAGGAGUGGAUCAGUGUCUUCCACUUCCCAUACAUCGCACACUUGAGAACUGUGCAGAGGUUGAAGAUAUUGCUGACCAUCAUGUGUGGUGUCUUAAUACCCGUCAGUUACACGUUAUAUGCCUUUGAUAUGAGAUCUCUGGAGGCGUGUCACGUGUCGACCGCUUUG
Messenger RNA from Oppiella nova, 553 nucleotides. The record is from the annotation of a GenBank genome assembly. NCBI's taxonomy places the organism in Eukaryota, Metazoa, Arthropoda, Arachnida, Sarcoptiformes, Oppiidae.